Messenger RNA from Arabis nemorensis, 1320 nucleotides. The record is from the annotation of a GenBank genome assembly. NCBI's taxonomy places the organism in Eukaryota, Viridiplantae, Streptophyta, Magnoliopsida, Brassicales, Brassicaceae.
AUGGAAGGGAGAUUAGCUAAUAUGUGGAGGUUAUCUGUGAACGAGAGUAAAUUCGUGGAAACUGCUUUGCAAUCUGAGCUCAGAAUUGAUGGUCGUGGGCUUUAUGAUUACCGCAAGCUUACCAUUAAGUUUGGAAAAGAAUAUGGUAGCUCAGAAGUUCAGCUUGGUCAGACUCAUGUAAUGGGUUUUGUGACUGCUCAGUUGGUACAGCCUUACAAAGACAGACCUAAUGAAGGCUCUCUAUCUAUCUUCACUGAGUUUUCUCCAAUGGCUGAUCCAUCUUUUGAGCCUGGUCGUCCUGGUGAAUCUGCAGUGGAGCUCGGCCGUAUUAUAGACCGUGGUCUAAGAGAAAGCCGUGCGGUAGAUACAGAGUCGCUCUGUGUGCUAGCUGGAAAGAUGGUCUGGUCCGUUCGCAUUGAUCUUCACAUUUUGGAUAAUGGAGGGAACUUGGUGGAUGCUGCAAAUAUUGCUGCUUUAGCAGCACUCAUGACGUUCAGGAGACCUGACUGCACAGUUGGAGGAGAGAACGGCCAAGAAGUGAUCAUACAUUCUCUGGAGGAAAGGGAGCCACUUCCAUUGAUUAUACAUCAUCUCCCGAUAGCCUUCACGUUUGGAUUUUUCAAUAAAGGCACUAUCGUGGUGAUGGAUCCAACUUAUGUUGAAGAAGCUGUUAUGUGUGGGAGAAUGACUGUGACAGUUAACGCCAAUGGCGAUAUAUGCGCAAUCCAAAAACCAGGAGAAGAAGGCGUGAAUCAUAGCGUAAUCCUUCAUUGUCUGCGUGUUGCUGCUUCAAGAGCGGCUGCAACAACAAAGAUAAUUAGAGAAGAAGUUGAAGCAUACAACCGAGAAAAAAACUUACAGAAGGUGAAGCGACAUCCUACUUUGGCUAAAUCUGAAGUUUCUGGACCCAUUGUAGUUGUGAAAGAAGGACACAGGAAGUCCUCAGAUCAGGAUAAAGCCGCAGAGACAUCUGUGGAACAUGUUGAAAGACUAAAGCUUUCUUCAGAAGAGUUAAGAAGCUAUAAGGAACAAGAAGCUGCCAAAUUUAAAGGUGGUCCUUCCAAUUGGGACCCUUACACCGAAGCGAUGGAUGUUGAUUCUCUGAAAGUUUCUCUUGCUUCAAGAGGGGAUUCGGUGACUCAGUCCCCGAGUAAGAAGAAGAUGAACAGCUCUGAAAAUGAUACAGCUGAGGAAGUAACCGAAGAAUUAGAGCAGAAGGAUACAACAGUUGAGGUUAUAACAAAACACAAGGAUGGAGAGAAAACACUGAAAGAUGCUGUGAAACCAAAGAAGAAGCGGAAAAGCAACAAAAGCAGUUAA